Molecule: messenger RNA, 459 nt
Organism: Trichoderma gamsii
Lineage: Eukaryota; Fungi; Ascomycota; Sordariomycetes; Hypocreales; Hypocreaceae
Exons: 2
Coding region: 1-459 (152 amino acids)
Source: RefSeq, a predicted model, not a curated record
AUGACUGCGCAGUUUGCUUCCCAUGGGCGCGGCGGCGCUGGCAACAUGGCCGACGCGGCGAAGUCGCCGUCCAUCCAGGCCUCCGAUCUCGAGACGCCGGUGCUGAAAACAGCCGUUGUGACGACAGGCCGCGGCGGCACUGGCAACAUGACCAAGAACGACGACCCUCACGAAACCCGUCUUCGCCAGGACGUCAAGGCAGUACCCCGGCGACUUAGUUCAGGAGCCCAGUACGCUGGACGCGGUGGCGCUGGCAACGUAUUCAAAGGCGAAGACGAACUCGAACAGCUGGCGCGCAACCGAAGCGGCGAGCAAGCCAUCGAUGAGGCCCCCGAGAACGCUACCGAAAAGACGUCUGAGAAGACGACGGAGAAGAAUCUGAACAAGACAGAGAAGGUUGAAAAGGUCGAACCAGCCGCAGCAAUAAAGAAGUGGCUCAUGUUUGGAAGGAAGCCAUGA